CGGAUUCGGUCAUAAUAUGUACUGAGAUAUUUAUGUGGUUAUAAAUUGAAUAAGUAAAACAAAUAAGAGUAAUGCUCAGAUUUAUAAUUUUAAAAUAACUUUAAAUACUUAAUCCAUGAAUUCAUCUAGCGUAGCCAGAAAAAACAGGAGAAUGCGACAAAUGCAACUCCCUUCUUUAUCAAACAUACGGACAUCAGGUACACCUUUGCCUUUAUACACUGUAGAUUCGAAAGUGAAUUUUUCGGAAGGUUGCGAAUCUUCAGAUAUCUCACUUAAUAAAAAUGAAAGUCAUUUGAACAGUGAUUCUGAUAGUAUAAAACCAAAGGAAUUAUUUCAUGAUGAGGGAAACGGUACAUAUGCUACAACUGGCUGCAGCUUUAUUAAUUGUGAUGUAUCUAGUCGUCCGAUCGGAAAAGUUUUUGUGGAAGAUGAAAGCGGAUUCAAGGAACUUGAUAUUCAACAGAUGUUUCAGCCACAUAACAGCAGAAGUCCUCCUCAAACUAUAUUUAAAAAUGAACUUGCCAUUGAUUUAGCUUAUAAAACUGCUAGACAUUUUCACAGUGUGAGCAAUUUUUCCCAUGGUCUCCUCGGUGGCAUGUCAUUUUUACAUGUUUUGCUGCUGUUCCAUAUUAUGUCAUCAGAAUCAUUAAAAGGUGACAUUAUCAAGAAUUUUAGUUUUCUGUCACAUCCAGUUCAUAAUGUUUUUAAUUUCUUGUGUAUUAUUUGCAUUAUCUCAGCAUUUGAUAGGUAAGCUUGUUUAUAUUCCAUA
Molecule: messenger RNA, 769 nt
Organism: Stegodyphus dumicola
Lineage: Eukaryota; Metazoa; Arthropoda; Arachnida; Araneae; Eresidae
Product: transmembrane protein 237
Biological process (GO): cilium assembly
Cellular component (GO): ciliary transition zone
Source: RefSeq, a predicted model, not a curated record